CUCUGCAGAUUUUUUCCCCAGAGUUUGAGCAGAUUUUAAAGCCGAACCUCCUCACUGUUGUUACCUUCAUCCUCCUCUUCCCCCUCAUCAUCAGGUCCGGCGGGAGCAGAGAGGGAAAAGAUGGGUUGUUGCUCGGCGCGGUGCAUGCUGAUCCUCCUGUGCUGUGUGCAGCUGAUCACAGCGCUGGAGAGGCAGGUGUUCGACUUCCUCGGCUACCAGUGGGCUCCCAUCAUGAUCAACUUCUUCCACAUCAUUGCGGUCAUCCUCGGCCUCUUUGGGGUCAUUCAGUACAGAACACGCUAUGUGAUCAUGUACCUGCUGUGGAUGAUGCUGUGGGUUGGCUGGAAUGUCUUUGUGAGCUGUCUCUACCUGGACCUGGGUGGACUUUCAAAGGACAGCGACAUACUCACUCUGGGAGUGUCGUCACAUCGCUCCUGGUGGAAGGACAACGGGCCGGGCUGUGAGACUGAGAGUCUUCCCUCCCCUGAGUGGCCGAAGCAGCAGAACCCUGAGCUGAGCACUGUGCUGAGCUGCUGGUUAGAGUAUCAAUACAUCGAAAUCCUGCACUGCAUCGUCCAGCUCCUCAUUUCUCUCCUGGGAUUCGUUUACGCCUGCUACAUCGUCAGCACUUUCUCAGACGAGGAGGACAGCUUUAAUUUUAUUGGUGAAUUCCAUCAUCCAUCCAAACCCUCUCAGUUGUUCUUCUAAUAAAGAACUGCAGACUGUAAGUAACCAGAAAAGUCAAGCGGUUGAGGACAAGCAAAGAACAUGCUGUACUUCCAUGGAGACGACUUUGAAAACUGUGACCUGCUUUGGCCUGGUUGUCAUUAAAACAUCAGUCCCAAGUGCUGAACUUCACUGUGCACACAUUGUACGCACCGCAUGAGUCAAGACAGGAAUGUUCAGAUUAUCACUGUGUUAAAAUGUAGACUAUGCCAUUACAGGUACAUGUCAAAAAUUAGAAUAUAAUGAAAAAGCCAUUUUUUUCAUGUGAUUUGAUUCAAGAAAUGAACCUUCAAUAUAAUCUAGAUUCAUCUCAUACAAGGUGAAAAUUUUAAACUCUUUGGUAUUAAUCUUGAUUAUGGUGCACAGCUCACAAAAAUCAAAACUCCACAAUCUCAGAACAGUAGAAUAUCA
Molecule: messenger RNA, 1137 nt
Organism: Cheilinus undulatus (humphead wrasse)
Lineage: Eukaryota; Metazoa; Chordata; Actinopteri; Labriformes; Labridae
Gene: nkain5
Product: sodium/potassium transporting ATPase interacting 5
Exons: 7
Coding region: 121-708 (195 amino acids)
Biological process (GO): regulation of sodium ion transport
Source: RefSeq, a predicted model, not a curated record